CGCAUCAACUUCACCACAAACCAGACACCAUUUACUCUCCGGCGACAUUCCGCCUUCACCUCAAUCAUGGUUUCUGCUAGCCAGGCUCUAUACCUUGCGCUCCAUCCUUUCCAGCUGCGCUCAAUUAUCCAAUGGAAGGUAUGGCAUGAUCCAGUCCAUACUCGGGACAAAAAAACAGAAUGCGAAACUCUCCAAAAAUGCUUCGUGCAUCUGGAAAAUACAAGCCGCAGUUUCAGCAUGGUCAUUCAAGAGCUGAACCCAGAGUUGCUCGUCCCGGUUGCCCUCUUCUACCUGAUCCUUCGCGGUCUUGACACAGUCGAAGACGACAUGACCAUUCCGUUGGAGGAGAAAGAGCCGAUACUGAGAGAUUUCCAUAACAUCAUGGAGAAGGAUGGCUGGAAUUUCAAUGGUAACGGCCCAGAUGAGAAGGAUCGUGGCCUACUGGUGGACUUCGACGUCGUUAUCAUGGAAUACAAGAAGGUGAAGCCGGUAUACCAAGCGAUCAUCAAGGACAUCACGGAUAAAAUGGGCAAUGGCAUGGCGGAAUACGCCAACAAUGCCGAACACAACGUGAACGGCGUUAACACGAUCAAAGACUAUGAGCUGUACUGCCAUUAUGUUGCUGGGCUUGUAGGAGACGGCUUGACCAGACUUUUUGUCGAGAGUGGAUUGGCCAAUCCGGCACUUCUCCAACGCCCACACCUGUCCGAAUCCAUGGGACAGUUCCUGCAGAAGACAAACAUCAUUCGUGAUAUCCGCGAAGACUUGGACGACAAACGGAGGUUCUGGCCAAAGGAGAUCUGGUCGAAGCAUGUUGAGAAAUUCGAGGACCUGUUCAAGCCUGAAAACCAGACAGCAGCUCUUGCAUGCAGCUCGGAAAUGGUGUUGAACUCUCUUCGCCACGCGGACGAAUGCCUCUUCUACUUGGCUGGAAUUAAAGACCAGAGUGUUUUCAAUUUCACGGCUAUUCCCCAGGCCAUGGCCAUUGCGACCCUUGAGCUCGUUUUCCAAAACCCAAAAAUUUUCCACCAAAACAUCAAGAUCACCAAGAGCGACGCGUGCGAGUUGAUGAUCCAGUCUACCCAAAACCUGCGGAUUGUCUGCGGAGUUUUCAGAACAUACACACGAAAGAUUGCCAAGAAGAAUUCACCGACAGAUCCGAAUUUCUUGGAAAUUAGCAUUGCUUGUGGCAAGAUCGAGCAAUUUAUCGAGUCCAUAUUUCCAUCACAAGACCCCAAGGUCGCCACGCUCGCAGCCACUGACCCAACCGCGGAAGAGGCGGCAAAGAAGUCAGAAGCUACGACAGACACCGUCUACCUUAUGGCGGCCGUCCUUGGGACACUUUUCGUUAUUUCUUUCCUGAUGAUAGGCGCUGCACAUCUUGCAGGAGCAAGAUUUGAUGUUGCUUAUCAGGAAAUCUUCGGAGGUAAGUUAUUUGCUAGCAGCGAGUCAUCGCUUCCCCAGGGCGAGCAUGUGGAGCUAUAGCUACAUUUAUAAUACAACAUCUUUCCGGGUUAGCGGUACUCAAUUCGCCAUUCACAGACCUGGCAAUGACUUAGAUCAUUGUGGGCAUGUGCAUUUGAUACGAAUCAUCUGUAGGCUUGGGCGGAAGUUGAUCGAUUACUGUAGAUCUACUCUGUUACUGGAUUGCCCUAGUAGCAUCAUGCAGGCGUCACUCCAUGUCGAUGAAUUAACUACGUUACACCCAACUUUAGGACGAUUUAUAUACUCUAUUGCGGGGUAAUGAGGCGAGGGGUAUUGGGGGCAAGCCGUACGUUGACAUAUGGACUAGAAUACUAAUUACUACUCUCAUACACAUAUAUAUCUAUGAGAGUGGUAAUGAGUAUCUCAAUCUGUGAAUCCAAGUUUGGCACCGUACCGCUCUCUGACAUAAGAUGAAGCUUUUGUAUACUGUCCCCGCUGGUGCUUGCCUUGUGACAUGUGCUGUAGCCAGCAAUGCUCCUAAAGCCUACGAGCCAAAAUAUCGCAUUUCCCCUAUCGAUGGCUCCAAGAUUGCCGACAGCAGAGC
Pseudogymnoascus destructans is the source of this 2029-nucleotide messenger RNA. It is a transcript of the gene ERG9, whose product is annotated as terpene cyclase. Gene Ontology annotation, molecular function: squalene synthase [NAD(P)H] activity. The record is from RefSeq and is a predicted model, not a curated record. Gene Ontology annotation, biological process: farnesyl diphosphate metabolic process; ergosterol biosynthetic process. NCBI's taxonomy places the organism in Eukaryota, Fungi, Ascomycota, Leotiomycetes, Thelebolales, Thelebolaceae. The transcript has 4 exons. Gene Ontology annotation, cellular component: endoplasmic reticulum membrane. The coding region runs from base 67 to 1485 and encodes 472 amino acids.